Penicillium waksmanii is the source of this 1479-nucleotide messenger RNA. RefSeq names its product NAD-dependent succinate-semialdehyde dehydrogenase. Bases 1 to 1479 code for a protein of 492 amino acids. The record is from RefSeq and is a predicted model, not a curated record. Gene Ontology annotation, molecular function: succinate-semialdehyde dehydrogenase (NAD+) activity. The transcript has a single exon. Lineage: Eukaryota; Fungi; Ascomycota; Eurotiomycetes; Eurotiales; Aspergillaceae.
AUGUUGUUCACUCCCACCCUCCGCGACCCCUCCCUCUUCAUCACCAAGGGCUACAUCAACGGCGAAUGGCUGAGCACAUCUAGCACCGAAGAGACCUUCGACGUAAUCAACCCAUCCAAUGGCACUGUAAUCGCCAAAAUCCCCGAGAUGGGGGCACGCGACGUCUCCUCCGCGUCACAAUCAGCCGAAAGCGCCUUCAACUCCUGGCGCGACAUAUCGCCCAAGCAGCGCGGGAAGAUCGUUCGGAAAUGGGCGGAUCUGAUGCUCGCCAACGCCGGUGAUCUGGGGAUGAUCCUGACGCUGGAGAACGGGAAACCCUACGCGGAAGCCAAAGGCGAGAUCGCAUUCGCCGCUGGCUACCUCGAGUUCUACGCUGGUGAAGCCGAACGCCAGUACGGCGACAUCAUCCCCGCGGCUAACACGCGAAAUCGCCAGUUCGCUAUCAAGCAGCCCAUCGGCCCUGUGGCCUGCCUUGUGCCCUGGAACUUCCCUGCGGCUAUGAUCACGCGCAAGGCCGGGGCUGCCAUCGCCGCCGGGUGCACGGUGGUAUUGAAGCCGGCGGGGGAGACGCCCUUGACGGCGCUGGCGCUGGCGUAUCUGGGCGAGCAGGCGGGGAUUCCCAAGGGGGUGUUGAACGUGGUGACGAGUCUAAGACGAUUGCAGGAGGUUGGGCUGGCGCUGUGCGAGGAUCCCAUUCUGCGAAAAUUGUCCUUCACGGGGUCGACGAGCGUGGGGAAACUUCUGAUGCAACAGUGCGCGAACUCGUUGAAGAAGCUGUCGAUGGAGCUGGGGGGGGAACUCGCCGUUUAUUAUUUUCGACGACUGCGACGUGGAUGCGGCCGUCGAGGCGUUGAUAGGGGCCAAAGUACGCAAUUCCGGACAGACAUGCGUGUGCGCGAAUCGCAUCUACGUGCAGCGCGGGAUCGGCGAGAAGGUGGCGCAAGCUCUCGUGGCAAAAUUCCAGGCGUUGAAAACGGGGAUGGGUUCGAGGAGGGCGUUGUGGUUGGACCUUUGACAAUUGCAAGGGGAGUGACGAAGGCGCAGGCACAUGUGGAAGAUGCUCUCAGUAAAGGGGCGAAACUGUUGCAUGGCGGGAAACCCAUCGAGGGAUCAGGCAACUUCUUCGAACCGACAGUGUUGACGGACAUGACCGAGCAGAUGUUGUCGCACGACGAGGAGAUCUUUGCGCCGGUCGCGGCGCUGUAUCCAUUCGACACCGAAGCUGAAGUUAUUGCGCUGGCGAACAAGUCGGACGUGGGUUUGGGCAGUUAUAUUUGCACGCGGGACAGCGCUCGCAUAUGGCGAGUGGCCGAGAAACUGGACACGGGCAUGGUGGGCGUCAAUACAGGCGUCAUUGCUGGAGGCGAAUUGCCCUUUGGUGGAGUCAAGCACAGUGGGUUUGGUACUGAGGGGGGAAGAUGGGGGGUUGAGGAGUUUACCGUCACUAAGGCUAUUAUAGUGGCGGUGCCAGAUGCUUAG